CCUUUACUCGGAAAGCUUUUUGUUUUGUUGAUGUUCGCUUUCUGUAGUGUUUUUGGCAUUAAGCAGGAGUUUGGCUACAUUUUGGAUUAAUGCAUUUAAGUAACAACCUAUUUGCUACGAUAGUGUACGAUAGUGUGCAGUACGUAGCCGCUUCUGAUAAGAAUCGUCUAUUUUAAUUACUCCCAGUGUGUGAAAUUGAUCCUGAUGGCGAAUGACCGACUGCGAGCUUUGGAAGAGGUUGAGAAUCAAAUUGCAACGAUUCUGCAGUGCGCAGGUUCGUCUACCCCUGGAUGCAGCAACAAGAGUUCAAAUACAUUGCAACGUUGUGUUGGAGCUGUCUAAAGACAAGCACAACGCCAGUUUCCUGGACAGACAGCUCAGCCAGUUUACUGGAUCCGUCAAUAGAGUGGAGACUGAGCUCAGCUCACAAAUCAGAUACCUCACACAGGUUGCCACAGGCCAGCCCCACGAAGGCUCCACGUACUCGGCCAGAAAAGACUGUCAAAUGGCCUUGAACCGAGCAGAAUACACCAGGGUCAAACUGGGAGAGCUGGGACGCACCUGCGAAGUCAUGCUGGAUCCACAACCCUGAGAGAAUGCACAUGGUCGGCACUCGGCAGAGCGCAGCAGGGGGAUGUUUCCAUCGCUUGCCGUCACCGUGGUGUUUUAGGACCACCUGCCGAAGAGAGGCGGGGACUGAAAAACGUAUUUUUAUAUGAUAUCAGUCAUGUAUCUGGCAAUGUUCUGUAAUAAAGUUAGUGCUUCAUUACAUUGUCAUGCAUACACAGAACGUACACGCACUUACAAAUAGACCAUUUUGUAUGUUAAGUUUUUUUUAUUUGACAUUUUCUAAAAUGCAGUACAAAAUAAAGAAGCGACAUAUAUUCUCCAA
Messenger RNA from Salmo salar (Atlantic salmon), 892 nucleotides. Its product is annotated as mediator of RNA polymerase II transcription subunit 11. Gene Ontology annotation, cellular component: mediator complex. Gene Ontology annotation, molecular function: transcription coregulator activity. Gene Ontology annotation, biological process: regulation of transcription by RNA polymerase II. The record is from RefSeq and is a predicted model, not a curated record. Lineage: Eukaryota; Metazoa; Chordata; Actinopteri; Salmoniformes; Salmonidae.